Molecule: messenger RNA, 402 nt
Organism: Gopherus evgoodei (Goodes thornscrub tortoise)
Lineage: Eukaryota; Metazoa; Chordata; Testudines; Testudinidae
Exons: 3
Coding region: 1-402 (133 amino acids)
Source: RefSeq, a predicted model, not a curated record
AUGGAAAGUAUUGCCAGAGAUUAUAGUCAUUCUCUGCCAAAGCUGGGCUAUAUAAUUCCUCCCUAUAAAGCUUGGAGGGACUCCCAUGCAGCUGCCUAUUUCACAACCAAGCCUGUACCUCCUUUGCUCCAAAGAACAGGACAAGCAAACGGAGGAACAUCAGGUUAUGGUAAAAUGGCAGAGUAUUUCCAGUUCAGCAGUGCAGCUGCCCUUUAUCUGAUACUCAGGAACAAAGCUGGUGCAGCUUUCCCUCAGGUCAUUCUGCAACACUUGUGGAUGGUCACCUCCAGAGUCAAGCCUCUGGUUGGAUACAACGGCACCUACAGUUACAGAAGAAACACUCCAUCUUUGUGCAGGCAGCCUUCACUGUUUCGGCUAGUCGCCAACUUGCCAAUUCACUAA